Pseudomyrmex gracilis is the source of this 3757-nucleotide messenger RNA. RefSeq names its product matrix metalloproteinase-2-like (gene Mmp2). Lineage: Eukaryota; Metazoa; Arthropoda; Insecta; Hymenoptera; Formicidae. Gene Ontology annotation, biological process: proteolysis; extracellular matrix organization; collagen catabolic process. The transcript is spliced from 9 exons. Gene Ontology annotation, molecular function: metalloendopeptidase activity; zinc ion binding. Bases 1 to 1611 code for a protein of 536 amino acids. The record is from RefSeq and is a predicted model, not a curated record. Gene Ontology annotation, cellular component: extracellular matrix.
AUGGUUGUUGCAUUUUGCGAUAUCGGAAACUGGCACUGGAGUAAUUCCGAUUGUACGUUGAGAAGAAACGAAGAAGAUAUUCUCGUCAUGCGCUACGGCGACGAGGUCGGAAAUUUGAGAUCCGAGCAGCCCAGCGGUCUGAGCACGGGUGGCGUAAGGCUGGAACUAAGCAAGGCUCUCGAUCUCUGGGCCCGAAAUUCCAGACUCACGUUCCAAGAGAUCAACAGCGAUCGCGCCGACAUCUUGGUAUACUUUCAUCGAGGUUAUCACGGAGAUGGAUAUCCGUUCGAUGGCAGAGGUCAGAUCCUGGCGCACGCGUUCUUCCCGGGCAGGGAUCGCGGCGGGGACGCUCACUUCGACGAGGAGGAGAUAUGGUUGCUCGAGAACGACAGCAACGAAGAAGGAACCAGUCUGUUUGCGGUGGCCGCUCAUGAAUUCGGCCAUUCCCUGGGACUGGCGCACAGCUCGGUUCAGGGUGCUCUUAUGUACCCUUGGUAUCAGGGACUGAGCCCCAACUACGAGCUACCGGAAGACGACCGGCACGGAAUUCAGCAGAUGUACGGCGCUCCCGAAGGCAAACUAUGGGGAAAUAUACCGGGUGGAUCGCCACCGGAGCGACCGCCAGCGCCAACUACGACGACAACGACAACAACAACCUACAGACCCUGGAGAACGAGGCCCACCAGGCCCAAUCAUUAUCCGGACGACGGCAGACAGCCAAAUCGUUAUCCACUGAAACCCGACUAUCGACCUCACAAACCUCAUCGACAUCACACAACGUGGUCAACGACGACGACGACGACGACGACGACAAUGAGACCCACACCGAGGAUCAGGCAUCGGUGGACUCCGUCACAGAGGGACAUCAUUCCCGACAAAUGCGACACCAGCUACGAUGCCAUCAGCAUCAUCCGUAGGGAAGUCUUUGUCUUCAAAGGACGGUUUUUCUGGCGAAUAGGCGAUCAAGGUAUCUACGAAGGAUAUCCGGUGGAAGUCAAUAGGCUGUUCCCCGAUCUGCCGUCGGGCAUCGACCAUAUCGAUGCUGUGUACGAACGACCAGAUAAGAAGAUUGUGUUCUUCAUUGGUCGUCAAUAUUAUGUUUUCAAUGCCAAUAAAUUAGAGGCGGGUUACCCGAAGCCACUGACAACUCUGGGAUUGCCGGCCUCUCUGGAGAAGAUCGACGGCGCCAUGGUGUGGGGUCACAACGGCAGAACUUACUUCUUCAGCGGUUCCAUGUACUGGAGGUUCGACGAAUCUGUUAAUUAUGUGGAACUCGAUUAUCCCAGAGACAUGAGCAUGUUUGCUGGCGUCGGGAAUGACAUCGACGCCGUUUUCCAAUGGAAAAAUGGUAAAACGUACUUCUUUAAAGGAAAGGGUUUCUGGGAGUUUGACGAUCUCAGGAUGAGGGUAGCGCACGAGAAACAGAAGCUCUCGGCACCAGUUUGGAUGGGUUGUCCGCCGCCAGAAGUUGAAACUAAUGAUAUCGAAACUAACCUGCCUAGGAAGUCGAGAAUCAUCUCGGCUUCUGCCGCUGCGGCUGCGGGAAAACUUGUACCGAUACUUGCGUUGGUUGCCGCAAGUCUUAUCGCAAGAAUAAUAUUACCACUGUAACGUGUGUGGCUUUUCAAGCUGACAUUGCGCGACGGAGAACAUUUUGUACGUACCUUACGAGGUGAUUUCGCACGCGAAACGCGAAUGUUGAAAAAAUCAAUUGGAUUGUUGAGAAGGGAAUAUUCAACAAGUCGAUGAACACUGGAGAAAGAGAACGAAAAGCUGUUUGCGUCUCUAUCGAAGCAUGACAAGGACAGCACGCAUUCAUAUUCGAAUUGACUUCCAUGUCGAUUCUUCCGAUGGAAAAAUUGCAAUUACAGUUUGAGGAGAAUAAUAUCGAUCUAAGUUACGCAUUUCCUAUUUUUCUCUUUCUCUGCUCUACUUUUACCUCUCAAACUACAAAAAUGUAUUAAAAUAAAAGUUAAACAAAAAUAUAUACACAUAUAAAACGUCAUCUUUUCUUGCGAGAAAAUGUGUUACUUAGAUCCGUAUUAUCGACGCAGCAUUUCUCAAAAAAUAUUUUUGUACACUGUCGUUUUACAUGACUGCAUUUAUGUAUAAAAUAAUUAACUUAAAAUGUAAUUUAUAUUGUAUAAUGAACGAAUCUUCGAAAGUUCGAAGGAGGAAGAGAGAUCCUUUUUCAGGAAUUUUGCAGACAAUCUCUCAAAUUAUAAAAUUAUCACUGCCAAAAGCUCCAUCCAGUAGUUUAUUAUAUAUAUUUUUACAACAAUUUUGAAAUUGAUAUACAGAGAUUUUUAAUCCUUUCAAAGAACCAACAUACAACUCACCAUCGACGCGAGAAGAACUUCGUAAUUGUCUUUCUGUAAAUCAAACGAUUAUCAUUCGGAAUCAAGUCGACAAUCUUCAAUAAGCGGUAAGAUAAAAUCGAUUCCGAUUUUUAUAUAGAGAGUACGUAAUUUUAUAUAAAUAUGUUAAUUAUAUAUUAAUAUAUAUAUCCUCCUUCACACACAUAAUUUAGAAGAAAAGGACACCAGCAAAACGCAAGUGUCGCCAGUUUUAUAAACUGUGAUAUUUAUAUACCGCGCGCGAUCAGAAAAGAAGUAGCUAGUAAUGUCAAAGAAAUAGCGCAAAUGAAUUUAAAAUGCCGAAUGUGAUGUAUUUAGUUUUGAAGUCCUUGCAUAAAUUUUGCAAACGUUCAAAAUUAAUUCGCGAAAUCUCCGAGUUUUCUCGAUCGCAAACGUUUUUUAAGUUGCGCGUGAUUAAAGCUCCUCGGAAAAUAUCUUGCGAUCUUAUGACAGCACAAACGAGGAAACAUCGACGAAGUUCCGUGGUUUUUGUUUAAAAAUAAACAAACAUUUCUGUACAAACGCACGUAGAAUCAAUACAUUUUGUAUACACAUUGUAAAAUAUAUCGGACAGUUUUCUUUUUGUUUAACACAAAGCUGUAUCAGCAACAUUGACUCGAAAGCUUUUGCAGCGUGUUACACGCUAGUAUGAUUUUUUUUAUCGAGUCAAAAGAAAACCGUCCGGUAUAUUUUACGGAGUAAACUCUAUUGAUUCCGCGUGCGUUUAUACAAAUUCUGUUAUUCUUUUAUUUUCACAAAACGUACGCAAAACUUUGACGAUUUUUUUGUAAAAGUCAAGAUAAUCGCGAGCUAUCGAGAAACUUUAAUCGAGAGACACUUAUUUAUUUUCACUAUACAUAUAUAUAGACAAAAAAUAUAUUUUACAUACAAUAAAACAAUUGAUUUAUUAUAGCUAAAUGUCUACAAAGAAAUGACCAACAUUCUCUUUGAUUAAUUUUGAAAUACGCUUGCAAAAUGCAUUUAAGUGGUUUUGACAAAAUACAUGUUAUUAUAUAUACAUAGUAUGAUUAUGUCGUGCGUGUCGCAGAAUGCAUUAUGUGUCCGUGAAGCGCGCAGCAAAGUUAAACACGAAUAAUAUACAUAAUAUUAUAUUUCUGUUAUUAACGAGACAACUCGACGGUUUUGUUUUUUCUAUUUUCCGGUUUUUCCGGCUGCGUAUAUCUGUUACAGAGUAAAGAAAACCGCAUCAGGAUAUGUACGUCUCGCUCGUUCGUCCGGUCGAAAGGACAGGGCGAGAAUUUCUCUUUUGUUUGUAUCGAACUUAAGGGGAAAUUAGCGUGUAAUAUGCUGCUGAUUAUAUGCUAUACAACAUAUUUUAUCGCAACAUCGUGCUUUAUAUAUAUAUGUAUAUAUGGAAAAAUAAAGAAUGAUUUUACCCA